Messenger RNA from Sphaeroforma arctica JP610, 1848 nucleotides. RefSeq lists its product as hypothetical. Lineage: Eukaryota; Ichthyosporea; Ichthyophonida. The coding region runs from base 1 to 1848 and encodes 615 amino acids. Gene Ontology annotation, molecular function: long-chain fatty acid-CoA ligase activity. The record is from RefSeq and is a predicted model, not a curated record. The transcript is spliced from 4 exons. Gene Ontology annotation, cellular component: membrane; endoplasmic reticulum.
AUGGUCAACAUGCAAGCAAUUCCCCAAGAGAAACAAUCUUGCUUCCCCAACCCUCAGAACACAGAUCUACAAAUGCAAAGUGCUGUCGCAGCUGGUGCCGACUGGGGAUCAUCCGCUCAUAGAUUCCCAUACUACGUAGAUGGUGAAGCCACCUGGCCAGCUCCAUUAUUGGCUGACACGCCCGGGCGUUGCACAACAUACGAGAGUUUCCAAACCAUCGUUGCCGAGAAUUCAGACCGUCCAUACUUGGGUGAGCGAAAAGUGGUUUACAAUGAUGAUGGUAGCACAAGCGCUGGUGCAUACGAAUUUGUAAGCUUCAAGGAGGCUAGCGAUGCUGCUACACAAAUCGGCUCAGGACUGAAGAGCCUAGGCGUUCAGAUAAACCAGACGGUCGGUCAAUACGCCAAGAAUAGAAUGGAAUGGACACUAAGUGAUCACGCUCUAUCGUCAUAUACUCUACCAUCCGUCGCAAUCUACGACACACUUGGUCCCGAUUCGGUACAUUACGUGAUGGAGCACAGUGAAAUGGUAGUGGCCUUUUUCGAGAAGAUUCGUCUCGAGUCCGUCCUUGCAGCGAUUGGAAAGGGCGUUGAGCUGUUCAACUUGUACGAGCUAGCGGACAUGGGCGUGGAGAACGUGUUCCCACACGAUCCUCCCACUGCGUCGGAUGUUGCGGUACUCAUGUACACGUCAGGCACCACAGGUAACCCCAAAGGUGUGCAGAUUACCCACGGCAAUGUGAUGUCCAAUGUAGUAUCACUUCAGAGACGUCUCCAUGUGGGCAAUCAAGAUGUGCACUUCUCAUUCCUACCCUUGGCUCACAUAUUCGAACGGGUGGUGCAGGCGGUAUGCGUCAGCCAGGGUUGUAGCAUAGGAUUCUACCAAGGCAAACUGCCUGAACUUAUGUUAGAUAUUCAAACCUUAAGACCUACUUUCUUCAUCGCUGUACCUCGUAUUCUUUCACGAAUCUACGACAAGAUCAAUCAAGGUGUCAAGGCCGAAGAUCCCGAGAAAGUGGCUGCUUUCAAGGACGCCUAUAACAUGCGCCUCGCAGCUCUGGAGCGUGGAGAAGACACCCUUAUGCUCAAUGAGGUGUUCGAUCGAAUGGGUAUGGCGCUGGGUGGGCGUGUCAAGUGGAUCCUCACGGGCUCUGCACCCCUCGACACGGCGAUACACGAGUUUUUACGAACAACAGCAGGUGCUACUAUAGCCCACCACAACGACAUGAAGCUCGGCCAUGUGGGCUCACCCAUGGUUUCUAAUGAGGUUAAGCUGGUGAGUAUUCCUGAAAUGAACUACAUGACAACCGAUGAGUGCCCUCGUGGUGAGAACCCUGAGAAAACAAAGGAGGAUAUCAACGAAGAUGGUUGGUUCCACACCGGCGAUGUAGGCCGUUGGAAUGCAGAUGGCACCUUAUCGAUCAUUGAUCGCCAGAAGUCCAUUUUCAAGCUGUCCCACGGCGAGUAUCUAGCCGCUGAGAAUCUCGAAGCUAUGUACGGCAAGUGUGACCAUAUUGCGCAAGUGUUUGUGACAGGUGACUCGUUCCACGCCUGCCCUGUGGCCGUAGUGGUGCCCGAUGCCGAGAUGAUUGUUGCUUGGGCACAGGAGAACAAUAUCUCUGGCGAUGCCAAGAGUGUCGCUAAAAUGCCAGAGUUGAAGGCCAUGUUGGCCUUAGAGGUACUGGACAUGCACAAGGAGUGCAAGCUCAAAGACUUCAUCGUAGAGCCGGAGGCUUUUAGCAUUGAUAAUGAAUUGCUCACGCCCACCUUCAAGCUGAAACGGGUGAACGCGAUCAAGAAGUACAAUGAUCAAAUCACAGAGCUAUACGACACUAUUGAGAACCAGUAG